GUUGCCAUUCACAGGUGAUUGCAAAAAAAACGACAACAACUUCACCUGCUACUAAUUUCUGAUAAUAAAACAGCUCUUGUUAACAUUGGCAGAAACAAGGUUGCUAAUUUCUUUUUAUGUAUUUAUCGCGCCCGUUUUCGAAGACGGAUGGACCUUCCCAACGGCAAUGAAGCUAGACCGGGCCGAAGCUGCGCUGCUCCGCCUGCCUUCCCCUCUUCCACCCGGGGCUCCUCUUCACGCCCCUCCCUGGCUCGCCUCAGGCCGGGGAAGGGACUAGGCCGAGAAGCCUCCGGAGGUUCCUAUGGCAACAGGAAAACACCCCGCGGGCGGGACGCGGAGAGACGAAGGCCGCUUCGUUCUGGGCGCGAGGGGCAGCAGUUUGUAAACUACAUUGUCUGAAGCGUUCUUAUUCAAGGCCGGCCCACCUGUGACCAAGGAUAAUCCAGGUCCAAGCAUUUUUCUGCAAUGGAAAUUAAACCCUCCAGAAGCCAACAAAAGCGUGGGAAACAUUCAAGACAUUCAGCAUCCAGAACGGAUGCUGUCAUAGAAUUGUACCUCAGCGAGGAACAUGAAAAAGAAAGUAGAGCAGCAACAGUUAUUCAGAGAGCCUGGAAAAGAUGGCUGGAUAUCGGUGUGUUUGACUACUAUAAAGACCUAAUUACCUUUAGAAUAUGCGGAGAACCUUAUCAUCUGAUGAGGUUCAUUGAUCCUAAAGAGGGGGGUUGGACUGGAUGCCCUUCUCUUCCAGCUCAACAAUUCUAUGAUUCUCUGAAUCUUUGUAUGUUCAGUGGAGCUUACCUUCAGGCAGGAUUUAUAGAUGCUGCAGCAGGGAUUCAUAUAAGAUUCAGACUAGGUGGGGUGAAGUUUCCUCCAUGCGUAUAUUACAAGAUAUUUACCCACAGACCUGUUGUGGAUCUAUGUGCAAACAGCCCCAAAGACUACGCAAAGCUAGCAGCCAAGUCAAGGCAACGACGAAGUUUCCAGGAAGCAAGCUUUGACGAUCACAGGGAUUGGUACCAACGCAUAGAGAAUAAUGGCUGGAGACUCCUUUCCAACAGGUUUUGGAAGGGCAUGGACCCCUUUACUGCUAAAGACAACAUCCGAAUAAAGGAAUUCCACUACUGCAAGGUGCAGAAGAAACAAGCUGUAGAAAGAAAAAGAAAAAGAAGAAAAAUAGAGUGGCUGAAAAAAAUGUACUUUGGCGAAAGCCUGCAAACUAAAACUGAGGACACAAAUGCAACAGUAUUAAUUCAAAGAGCAGCAGAAGGGCUAAUCAACACUCUGAAGGAUGAGGGGAUAGAUAACGUAAUGGAAUGGGAAGUGGAUGAAUUGCUGAAAUGGACAAAUGCACUCAACUACGAAGAGUAUGUUAAGGAAUGGAAAGAAAUUGGAACAAGCAGGAUUUCCAGCUGCAUCCAAGGUUUCCAGUUUACUGACAAACCAAUCAUCUCUUUGGAAUCGAAUGAGAUACCAAACACCAUCAAGCAACUAGUAGAGUCACAAAUGCAUUCGGAUAAAAAGAGUCAGCGCAAGGUAAACACUUCGUACAGUUCAGUGGCAAAACUCACCUGACAACUCUACAAGCAGCAGCUACAGCAGCAGCAAAACAAAGCUUCAGAAGACAGAUAAGCAACAAACAACCUGGAUGUUGAAAGAUAAGUAGCUAUCUCUGUGUACUUGUGUAUUUCGCAGCCUUAUUUGUCCUGGCACAUUAACACAAAAUCCAAAAGUAUUUUAAGUCAAACCUUAUUCCAGUAUUGUGGUGAAGCACAUUGAAUAAAGGAGUUGCUUCUGGAAAUGCA
Molecule: messenger RNA, 1802 nt
Organism: Podarcis raffonei (Aeolian wall lizard)
Lineage: Eukaryota; Metazoa; Chordata; Lepidosauria; Squamata; Lacertidae
Gene: C4H11orf65
Product: chromosome 4 C11orf65 homolog
Exons: 12
Coding region: 466-1572 (368 amino acids)
Source: RefSeq, a predicted model, not a curated record